This is a messenger RNA of Frieseomelitta varia, 2245 nucleotides long. RefSeq names its product alpha-glucosidase-like. The coding region runs from base 224 to 1951 and encodes 575 amino acids. Lineage: Eukaryota; Metazoa; Arthropoda; Insecta; Hymenoptera; Apidae. The transcript is spliced from 2 exons. The record is from RefSeq and is a predicted model, not a curated record. Gene Ontology annotation, biological process: carbohydrate metabolic process.
UCUGUAAAGAAUCAAAAAAUAAAUAAAAAUCAUAAUCGUUCAACCAACAGAAUUAUAUAUGAUGUCCAACUAUUGUCUUGUUAUCAUUCACAAUCACGUUUAUAACGUUAAUAUCUGUUAUUAGUUGAUAUUCGAUAAACAACUCUGCGAGCAAACAGAUAGUUAAUCCCGUCACGUUUUAUAAAAUGUCGACCGCAUUUCCAUUACUUCAGAUAAUUCAAUCAUGUUUUGGUUGACGCUUGUAACGUGUUCCCUGUCCAUUUCAUGGGGUGCGGCAGUGGACGUAAACUGGUACAAGAACAUCAUCGUGUACCAAAUCUAUCCGAGGAGCUUCAAAGAUAGCAACGGAGACGGUAUCGGUGACCUGAAUGGCAUUACGAGCAAGUUAGAGCAUGUCGUAGACAUAGGCGCUAAGGCCGUCUGGCUGUCGCCGAUUUACAAAAGCCCGCAAGUCGACUUCGGCUACGACAUCUCCAACUUCACGGACGUCGACCCGAGUUAUGGAACUUUGGCCGAUUUCGACCGGCUGGUAGCCAAAGCCAAGAAGCUCAAGCUCAAAGUGAUUAUGGAUUUCGUGCCUAAUCACAGCUCUAACCAGCAUCCCUGGUUCCAGAAAAGUGUUCGCAAGGUUAAACCGUACGACGGGUACUACAUCUGGCAGAACGGCAAGAUCGUCAACGGGAAGAGACAGCCACCAAACAAUUGGCUGAGCAACUUUGGGGGCUCGGCCUGGCAAUGGAGCGACGUGCGCAAGCAAUAUUAUCUGCACCAAUUCGCUGCGGCACAACCGGAUUUGAAUUAUCGCAGCGCGGCAUUGAAUCAGGAGAUGAAGAACGUGUUGACGUUCUGGAUGAAUCGCGGGGUCGACGGUUUUCGCAUCGACGCGAUCAAUUUCAUGUUCGAGGACGCCAAGUUUCGGGACGAGCCACGCAGCAACAAAACCGGCAUCCCUAAGGACGACUACGACAGCUUGGUCCACAUUUACACGAAGGAUCAAAACGAGACCCACGUAACGUUGAAAAGCUGGAGGAAACUGAUGGACGAACACUCGAAUCGUACGAAAUCCGAUCCAAAGCUGAUUCUCACGGAAGCGUACACCACUCACGAUCUGACCAUUAAAUACUACGACGCUGGCUCCAAUGUUCCUUUUAACUUCAUGUUCAUCAACCAACUGAACAACAAAUCUAGCGCAAUGGACUUUAAAAAUCUGAUCGACAAGUGGGUGAAGACAGUGCCCAGAGGCAACGUUCCGAAUUGGGUGGUGGGUAAUCACGACAACCAUCGCGUGGCCACGAGAUUUGGUCGCCGACGAGCCGAGCAGAUUAUCCAGAUGUCGAUGAUUCUACCUGGUAUAUCGGUGAUUUACAACGGCGACGAGAUCGGAAUGGUGGACAGAAACUUCACGUACGCCGAGACGGUGGACCCGGCUGGUUGCAAUGCCGGUCGCAACAGAUACUACUUGAAAACUAGAGAUCCCGAAAGAACACCGUAUCAGUGGAACAACAGCACCAGCGCCGGUUUUUCUACGAAAGCGAAAACUUGGCUACCAGUGCACCCGAAUUAUAAGAACCUGAACCUGGAAGCUCAGAAGAAAGUAUCCUACUCGCAUUACCAGCAUUUCAAAAGUUCAACGAACUUGAAGAAACGAGCAGUGGUCGCGCAUGGCUCCUUAAAAGUUAUCAUAUACCCACGAUACAAGAUUUUAAGUAUUUCUCGCACUUUAGGAUUCGACACUGUGGUAACGUUGUUUAAUUUCGACAAAGUAUCUGUCACUUUAGACGCUAAAACUGCACUGCCAUUUCCUUCUGAUCUGGUAGUUCAUACUGUUAUUGGUGAUUCUGAUUUUCGUCUGGGUACCAUUGUUUCCACGGAUUCGAUAACUCUUCCGGAAUCUUCCGCUAUCGUCUUUACCACUCCCAAUUUAUUUUGGUCAAAGGACGAGGACGUUUAAUAUUCAUAUCACUAUAAUGUUUAAUUUUUAUAUAAUUUUAUAUAAUUAUGUUCCACGAAGCUGUUUUAUCCUGAUUGUUUAUAGAUAUAGUUGAGCAAUUAAAUAAUUUGAUUAUAAUUAAUGUGAGAUCAUACAUGAUUAUCGUUUAUUAUACAAAUUGUUAUUAAAUAAUCAGUGAUUAUUGAAUGAAUUAAUGAAUGAAAAGUCGUGAUUGAUUUAAAAAUCAUAAUCUUGUAUAGAUGAAUGAAUAAAGGUAUGAAUAUCUUCUUUGUUUUCUGAAAUAUGAACAAAUUU